CAACAAACAAAAUGGAAGCCUAAUGUCAACAAAUUUGUAAUUAGAAUGUAGAAAUAGGUGAAAAAUAACUAGAUUAAACAUGAUGCAAGUUGAAAUCGAUUGAUUUAGAAAUAUAAAUAUAACCUAGAAGUCAUAUUAAUGGCGUACAUGUACGAUAGAGAAUCAUACUCAUGUAAAACAUAAUUGUAAAAUUCUUUUUAACAUAAAUCAUCUUAGCUCUUUAUCUAUCAUGAGCAAAUAUGGAAAUCAUGGAAUUUUUAUCAAUGGUCUUCAAACCACAAUGAAGAAGGGAAAAUUAAAAGAAUUAAUCAACCAGAUGAUUUGCGAACUAAAUGUCAAAAUACCCAAAUCUCGCAUCCGUGUAAUUGAGCAAAGUACUAAGACAUUUGCAUUUGUGAAUUUUGACGAUUCACAAACUCUUGAUUAUGUUCUUUACCAUCUGCAUAGUCAGGAAAGUCGAAGAAAAGUGAAUUUUGAUUUCUAUGCCAUCUCUCAAUGUUUGAAAGAUUUUUACAUCACUCGACAAAAAAAUAAUAAAAAUUCACCUCGUGUUCAGCCAAAAGACAAAAUAGAUGACAGAAAUUUUGAUUAUUCUAACAAUGGAUUACAACUACAAGGCCAGGUGAAGUCAACAGUAGAAGCAGGAACUUCUAUCAGUAGUUUAACAAAAUCCAGUGGAAGCCAUAUUGCCAAAGGGAGGUCUUUAGAUGCAGCCACUUCUGUAUCAGGACUAACACCAUCAGUUGCAGGGAAAUUUUAUCGUUUAAAUGACAAACUUGGAAAUGAAACAAGAAAUGUAGAAUUUAAAGAAGGCCGUGGUAAUUAUAAACAUAGCGUGUUAUAUGAACAUGUUGGGAAGUAUGUCUGUGGUUUUAUGAACAGUCUGGAAGGUGGAACGCUUUUUGUUGGUGUGAAUGAUAGAGGUUUGAUACAGGGUGUUAUAUGUAGUCACCAAGAAGAAGAUUAUCUCAGAUUACAAAUAGAUCAAGCUAUAAAACAAAUAGAUCCAUCAAUAUUUCCUCAAAUGUAUUCCAUUGCCUUUAUCCCUGUUCUGAAUAAUGGAACAUUCUCAGAUAAUUUAAAAGUAAUAGAAGUCAGUGUUCACUCGUCCAAAGCCCAUGAUGAAUUAUAUGAGUUUAAAGGGAGUGUGUACAUCAGACGGGAUGGCAGUAUACAGUCUCUGAAACCAAAGGAUAUCAAAGCCUGGGCUAAAAAGAAAGCAGCUGAUGAUUUAGCUACAAAUCGAUCUGUGAAGGAACAGUUGGAUGAUAUGACAUCUCGAUUACAAGAAUUACAAACACAUAUAAAAGAAACGAAAGAAAAAAAAUCAAAAAUUUGUCUUCUUUUGUGAGUCAUUCAGUAUAUUUCACAUUAUCUAAAUUACUUGAUUAUUCUUUUUAUAAAUUAUUGAGUCACUUUACAUAAAUUCAAACAUCAUUGAUUGUUUGAACUUGUUUGUUAUUUAUUUAUUCAUGUAUAUUUAAAUUUAUUUUUCAAAGAUUUAAUAAAUAUUACAUGUCAAUGAGUUUGUCUCAAUAUAAGGUAUUUUUAUAGCAUUAUAUGAUAAGUGGUCAUGUUAAAAAAGACAUGAGCUGUUUAAUUUUUACACUUAAAGUUUAUGCCUGUAGAUUACAGAUGCAUUAUGUAAGAGCUCACUGCCUUAUUGGCUUCAUUUUGUUUAUUCCAUAAAAAUUUUAAUAAUUCAGAAAAACCUCAUGAUUUAUUUUUUUAUUAUUCAAGAUCUUAUAUGAAAUAAUGAAAUCAAAUUGGUUACAAGAUUUAUUUAUAUAAUUUCAUUUUGUUUAACAUUUUAAUUUUAUCCAAUCUGAUUUAAAUCAGAUGUCAAUGCCUCUUUUGUUACAAUUCUGAAGUUGUACUACAUUAUAUUAAGAACAUUUUCUAAUUCACCAAUCAAAUUAUCUCUAGUGAAUUUGGGGGCCAUGUUAUUGCAGGCGGCUGAAGGAAAUGAAACCUAAAGUUAUAACAAUCUAAAUUCUAAAUUAUUGAUGCCAAUUUAUUUUUACCUUUGUUUAUUCAAUUAGGGUUACAUUUUUUGAGACAAUUGUUCCAGAAUUAAUUAAAAUGUUAAAACACAAUAAUUUAGUUACUUUUGUUCUUAAGGUAUUUCCUUAAACUAAGGGCCUGCUUAUAGUACACUUAAGUUUAAUAGUAUGUUUAGGAAUAUGUAAAAAAAAAAAAGUCUUAUUUUUACCUGUGCUUUGUAAAACAAGACUGUUACUUUGAUCUGUUUUACUGUCUUCAUUAGCCCAGUUGGAACAGAAAAGUAGGAUGUUAAACCCCAUUUCAUUACGAUCUGUUUUGUUUAUCAUCUACUUGUGAUGUUUAUUGUUAAUUGUUAUGAGCCUAACUGUGAUUUUUUAAAAACAUUUUCUUGAAAAUAAUUGUUUUUUUAGUUGAUGAAAUAUUUUUGUGUUUUAUAAUUUAAGGCAUGGAGUGUUAAAAAUAAAAUAAAAAAUGUUUAAUUAUAUAUUUAAAAAUUUUCAAAUUUGAUUUUAAUUUUCUGAUUCAUCAGGAGAUAAAUUAGAAAUGUGAAAUAUUUGGAAGCAGUAGGUCUAUACAAGGAUUUGUUGACUGCCAUACUACUUUUUCCACUUCCAAUAUAUAUCAUAUUUUCACUGAUGUGCUUUGGAACCCCCGAUAUCACUUUACUAAAGUUCACCAGCUUAAAGACCCCCAGCUGGCAAUAUCCCAUUCCAAAAUCUGUGCCUCCAUAUUAAGCUAAAGAGUUUGCAAAAAAUUGGUGGACAUGUCAGAGAAGUGUGAUUUAGGUCUGUUAUACAUUUCUGGAAGGGAAAAAAGA
Molecule: messenger RNA, 2821 nt
Organism: Patella vulgata (common limpet)
Lineage: Eukaryota; Metazoa; Mollusca; Gastropoda; Patellidae
Exons: 6
Coding region: 230-1351 (373 amino acids)
Molecular function (GO): nucleic acid binding
Source: RefSeq, a predicted model, not a curated record